AUGCGCACCGGCGAUGGGCAUGACGCCGCCAAGCUUUCCGCCAUCAAUGUGAGUGUAUGCUUCCAACUUUUCCAUCCUAUGAGUGUAAGCGGGGCGAUGCUCGUGGGGACACAGACGAUCUUGAAGGAUGGGAUGGGGCGGUGACUGUACCUGGUCCUGAGAGCAGACAAACUCGAGAGAAUGCACGAAGUCACAACUGCCCAAGCUUCUCCGGACGCGGGCGUUCGUCUAAGCUCAGCUUGCAGCAUUGCACGCCCGCGUCUACCGGCACUGUCGACCUCUCCGCACCAAGACCUCCGGGGUCGGGCUUAGCAAUCCCAUCUCCGACCAUCCUCGCUAUUGAACUUCGAUCUCGAUGCCGCAAAGCUUCAAAUCAUGUCCGCUUUCCAAGGUUGAUGGGACAGCUGCACCGAUCUGCUUCUUGGCUGACCCGGACCUACCACGCUUCCUCAGAUUCUGGAAGGGGGCCGCAAGAGACAGCGCGUGAGCGCUAGGGAAAGCCCCAGUACCCCCAUCAAGCCUAGGACGGCAUCCCCACCGCUGCGGGCAGAGGACAUUACCAAGGCAGGAUAUCAGAUUCUGGAUGUCCUGCUCCAUCGCAUCGAUCCCGAGUAAGUGAUCCAAGGACUCUGGCGUAGUGAGGACCGCUUCAUGCAAUAUCGCGAGGCUGAUCAUAUACGUUCUUCGGAUACGCAGAGAUGAGACCCUUUUGGCAGCGCCGUUCAUGGAGCUGCCCUCGGCGUCUGAUUACCCGGACUACUAUCAAACGAUCAGGCAUCCCAUCAGCCUGUACAUCAUCGAGGAGCGGCUAGAGCGAGGCAGGUACAGCGAGGUCGCCGAUCUUAAGCGAGACCUCGAGAUGGUGUGCAACAAUGCCAAGCGCUACAAUAUGAGGGACACCCCAAUCUGGACCAAGGCAAAGCACCUACACGUGAGCAAAGCUUUGCGAAUGAGAGAUAACUCGCUGGGUGGAAAAGAAGGCUCAAAGGCUCACCACCGCAUUCACGCAGGCUCUAAUUAAGGACGCGUACAGUGAUGUUAUAGAGCUUGGCCGGUGUUCCUCACCGCUUGGCGGCCCUGCAUCGCCGUCGCAGUCACGACUGGCCUUGUCACAGCAGCCUGGAGGUCUGGCAGCCCUUCGUCCAGCCGGCUCUGGUGAGAUCGCUGCAGAUGCAGACGGAGAGGCAAAAAACGAGGGAGAUGAAGAUGCGGAAGGCGAGAGCGAGACGGAGACCGUCAAGGAGCCAACGUCGAUGAGGAUCCGUAUCAAAGGUGCGCUGGGUCGGAAAAUGCCGAAUGAGGAGCGGCUUGCGCGCGCGGAGGGAGGCGAGGAUGUUUCGAGUGGAGGCAAGUCACUAAAGGACGCUUUCAAGGAAGUGAUUGCCGAUCUCAAUGCUGCAGUAUCAGCAGAGUGAGUCGGCGUACUGGCAGGACAGGGACAGAACACCCACUUUUGAACGCUGAGUUGCCCCCAUUAUACCACAAGAGGGACACCUUUAACAGACUUUUUUACAGAGUUGCCUUCCAGAAAAGACUAUCCUGACUACUAUCAGCUGAUUCCACAGCCGAUAUCGAUGUUCGAAAUUGAGGUCAGUGCGCCUCGAAUCGCUCAAUCGUUUUGCGGUGCUGACGGCAUUCCUCGCCCUAACGCGCAGAACAAGAUCGACGCCGGAGCCUAUCGUACUCUAAAUUCGAUGAUGGGGGACCUUCGUAGCAUGCUUGACAAUGCGCAGACAUACAAUGAGGAUGAUAGCGAAGUGUACGAGGAUGCUGCACAGAUACGGGUAAGAGGGCAGUUCUUCGACUCGAGAGGAGGUGUACACUGACAUCGAGCCCAUCAACACGACCGUAGACCUAUCUUGAAAAGACUGCGAUACCGAAAUUAUAUGCACAAGGAUUCACGUUGGACCCGGCUGAUGAGCGUCAAUCAGCGCGAGCACCGGAGAACAUCAGCCGCGCAGCCGCACUGGCCCAGGCAGACACAGCAAAGCGCGCAAUGACAAGGCAACCGGUGGCACUUGCAGCUCUCAAGAGCAACCCAGGAGACGCUGGUUCAUCGAAGGCGAAGCUCAAAGUCAAACUGAAGCGGUCCCAAGAAAGAGACGCCCAGACGAGCAGUCCUGCAGCUGUUGCAAGCGCAACCACAGGAGGGACUGCUCCUCAAGCACCAACGGUCGAAUCAGCAGGACCUCCUUUGACGUCAGCGGUUCCACAACAGCCAAGCUUGCGCCCCGAAGCUAUGCGACAGGCGGAUGUAUCCACCCGUUCGGACGAGCAGAGUCCAGCUCCUCGCGGGCCUUUGACUCAGUCUGGCAGUCCACCAACGGCAACCAUGCAGCCGAAUGGCCUUUGGUCACCUGUUCCAAUCGUGCCCCCCGACGCGGGACGGCGCGCGAGCGGAUAUUUCGACAGCGCCGCUACACCUGCACUUGUCAGCAAUGGACGCUCCAUGCCAUCUGCUUCACCGGGCGCUGCACCCCACCCUGGGCCUCAUCAGGAUGGCACGAUGCAGCGCGGCCUAGCAGGAGUGACAUCACCAGGUAGCGUGCGCCAUCAAGCUGCACCUGCUUCUACAGCGGUCCGACAUGGCGCCUCGUCCUCCAUGAGCCAUGUCGGAGCAAUGCAGCGCCCUGCUGAGAAUUACGAUCGGACUUUGCCCUUCAGAGGGAGCUCCGCGCACGUGUCCGCGUCGGAGAGGUUCCAGCCUGUGCCCCCACCCCCGACAGCUCGGGCACAGGUGCCGACAUCAGGAAUGCCAGCUCGUUCUGGACUCGACUCACCAUACGCGCAUCCUCUGGCCCAGAUCUCUCAGCCAGCACGCAGUCAGAGUCAUGCACUUCCCUGGGCGGCAAGUGUCCCGGCGUCGGGAGCUGGCACGGGCGUACAGGCCUCUUUGCCGCCCGCGCAACACUUGGCAGGACAGCCUCGAAUAAGAAAUCAGCGAUUAGGCGCACCACCUAUCAGCGCUCUAAUGCCGCCGGUGGUUCGUAGCAUAAAACGACCUGCAGCAGCUCACUUGGUCGUCGUUGAGGUGACGAGCGACUUGGACAAGCCAGUCAGACUAUCGUUGAACAACGACAUGACUCGUCUUCACAGCAUCACAGUCCCUCCCACUACUCAAUGCGUCAAACUCACCUUUGCCUUCAAUGGAGCUGUGCCUCAGAACAUCAACGAUGAAGCCGAUGUCGACGGAAUAGAUGAGAGCAGCAGCUCUCCAGUCAUCACGAAAGUAGAUCCGCGAAGGGAUACCACCGCAAGCCAGACCGCGGAGCACGUCAGCACGGACAGUCCCGCUGCUGGCACAUGGCGGACUACAGUUCGAUUGAAUGGUGCUCGCUUGCCAUCUGUCGAGGAAGCGCGAGCUCUAUCGGAGUCGUUGGCCACAUUUCGUAGUCAGCCGAUGGCAACAGGGGGCGCAGGUCUCCUUCAAGAUGCGCCUCGUCUUUCCUACGUCGAGAUAGAUGCUGUUGAUGAAAGAGUCGUAAGGCUGCAGUCUUUGCAGAAGGGCACGAGCAUGCUGGAAGUCAUCGUCACGCCUACGCCCCAAUGUCCUGCUCUUCAGGCCAUCUUGGAUGUUGUUGCUCGGGAACCGGAAGAUGUCACCGAGGCAGAAAAAGAGCUUGCUAGAGAUGCACUUGCUCUCGACGAGCGUUACCGCAUCUUCAUCACCCGUGCUUGA
Molecule: messenger RNA, 3679 nt
Organism: Ceraceosorus bombacis
Lineage: Eukaryota; Fungi; Basidiomycota; Exobasidiomycetes; Ceraceosorales; Ceraceosoraceae
Source: the annotation of a GenBank genome assembly